AUGGCUACGAAUCUCGAUUACCCCAGCAAUUGUGCUACCAACGUUUAUACUCUUAAUGACUUCGGCGAGAUCGCAUAUAUUGUAUGUACAGUCGCAACUCCGCCCUCACAAGACCCGGCAGCAUUUGUAUCAACGCCAGAAGCCACCUUAGCACGGCUACGGAAGACGGAACGUCAAUUUAGAGAAGUCUCUAUUCUCGCAGCCCUUGACGUUGAUAAUCGUCAGCUCUUUACCUUCUAUAAAAAGGUCGAAAUUACCAACGCCAAAGACCAGAAGACCUUGCUGACAAAGUUCGGCUAUGUUCUUCGUAGCAAUACCUGUACAAUUGCAUAUAAAACGGCAGCGCGCUUGCCAGAUUUGAUGAAACCAGAUCAAGCACGACUGUACCGCUUGUUCACUAUUGCCAUCAUCUCGAGCAUCAAAGUCCUUCCCAAUGGUGAUACGGCUGUGCAGCAGUUCGAUCCAAAGCUUUAUGUCGCCAGGCGGGAUGUGUCCGAGUCUGAAGUUGAUCGCUUUGGGCCUAAAAAUAUCUGGAGUCUUUACAGAAUAGAUCUACAAAUCAUUCCGACUGGCCAGAUCAUUCUGACCAUUGUCAAGGACCGAGAGCAUGCAUUUCGUCGGGUUCUCGAUGUUGGACAAGAUUUUGAUCUGAGACGGAGCGCAGCUCCAGGCGGCUAUCCUGUCUAUUUGGCCCCGCUGGGGCGUGUGGCUCGCCUGGUGAACAACACAAAUGGCGCUACCUUGACGACCAACGACUACGAUGAAGGACAGGAUAUCAUUCCUAGUCAUGACGUAGAACAAGAGAAGGAAUUAUGGAGAGAGGUUCUACCGGCAUGGCUAAGUGAGCAUGCAGAUAUAAGUCUCGACAGUGGAACAAUUACGUGGGUAGAAGUACAAGUUGCAGUUUACGACGCCGAGCAGCCUCCAGCCGACAACACCAGUGUUUCAACGACACCGAGCGGAAUGUUAGGGCCAGUCUCGUGGAAGACCCUAUUAUGGCCCUCUAGUCUCUGCUUUGUUCCUGACAAUGAACGCCCUGGGCUGCCUGAACAGGUGGGUGGCAUUCAGGAUCCUAUACGAUUUGUUCGAGAGUGGCUCAUUGGAACUUCCAACGAUAAUUCCAACGCUCACGACCAGAGCCACAUGGCCAACCUAGCUGAUGACGAUGAUGACGACGAGCCGCUUUUUGCAGAAACAGGCACAUUUGACGAUCCGGAACAUUUCCAGCCUUUUGGGCCACCAGCCUUUCCCGCCAGUCAAACUGUAUAUCCAACUCCUCCAGACGCCAUCAUGACACAUAGCGUUCCUGGACUCUCUUCCGUGGACGGAAUCGCAAUGACUCCGGCGAAUCUGCCGGGAAAAUCUUCUGAUUCUGUACGACGAUCUGACAUGGAGAUGCAUGACUUUGAUGGAAUGAAUAACGACAGCGCCAUGAGUGGAUAUUAUGACGAAGACCUCUUUGACGAAAUGCCAGAGGAUCAAUUUGGACCCGGAAACCCAGCCGACGAACCGAAUUGGGAUUUCUUUGAUCGCCCUGGUGCCAAUAUCAAAGCCAUAUCAGCAACAAUGACCGACCCAGCGGAUGUGGGUGUGAAGGACGUCGACACUAUCAUGAAUGAUAUACGUGGCGAUGCUGGCACUAAAGCGCCAUCACACGAGAAUGGAAUCGACGCAAAUCACGUGGAACAGUCCGCAGAAGUGAUUUUGCCUUCAGAAAUUAUUCAUCACCAGGAGUCGGCAGGUCCGGUUGACCAUGCUGAGGUCUCUGGGUCGCGUAAAACUGGCAAGAUUGAGCGCGGUAAUCCACAGACAACACAGGGUGUAGCCUUGGAUGGUGGAGAGCAGUCGUCUAAAAGAACGGGCCCCCGUCGUCGGUCGAGCAUCUACGAAAGUGUCCAGCGAUCUGGUAGACCAUCUUGGCGGGAUUACAAGUACACAGCCAACGGCGGAUUCUGGUUCGACCCCGAUCCGAUAGCUUUCUCCCCCAACUCUUCCCUGAACCUUUCAUCGGUUAUAAGGCACUCGGCAUCAAGCUCAUCCAAUGACGGUGAAUCAAGUGAUGAAGAUUUUUCUUCGCCAUAUCGAACAUCCAAUGGCAAGAAGGCACUCGUUCCUUCAUGUGCAUGGACGGAGUACCACCCAGGAUCUCCGGCGACUGUCACCCAUCAAAGCGAGUUUGAUAAGGCUGCUGCCGAGGCAGACAUCAAGCAGCUUCUCGCAGCUCUGAAACCUGUUGCAAUACAACCUACACCUAUCGUCGAUUUCCCUGUGCUGGAUCGUGCCCUUCAAACUGACGAGAUUGUCGAUCGGAACUUUCUGCAAGUCGCACAGAUCUUUGUGGAUCAGGUCUCGCAGACUUCCUUAGUUCCUCAUGCAGAUCAAGAGUACAAGCACAAAACACUGACUGACGACCAUUUCGACAUUAUCGCCGAUCUGGGGGGGCUCGGUAGUGCUUCAAGCCCACUUACGCUGUCUCAACUAAUCUCCUUGAAAGCAGACACUCCCAAUGUGAGACCGCAAGGAAAGAUUUCAAAGUUGCAACCAAGCCAGGUUUGCAUGAAACGCGCCGAGCAGCCACUUGUUGCUUCUUUGCCUAUUUUGAGUUUCUGGGAUACCCUGAACCUACAACCUGCUCACGGCCUCAAAAACGCCAUAGCCUUCUGCAUCCAUCCCGAAGGCGAAGAGGUGGCUGACGGUUGCUCAAAUCUCCUACAGAGGAUGUCAGAUACAUAUAAUAGCUGCGCAUUAGGAUUACAUUCCGUCGGUCGGCUCAACAACGAAGCCGAUGACGGGAGAAUUUCGUACAAUACCACAGCAGAAGCGUCGUCGACUGUCCGUCAGGUGUGUCAAAGGAUGGGGAGCAUGCUAGCCACAGCUAGUGAUCUGUCUGGCACGGUUCUCAUAUAUAUGGUCAGUGAGGACGACAGUCCAGCCGCAUAUCUUGAAAUGUGCAAGGCGUUCAAUUGCCUCUUCGAAUCAUUUGCAACCAAUGCAGACAAAAAGAACAUCACCGACAUGGCAUUGCAAAUCAUCCCUCGAAGAUUCGUGGCCAGUCCGGAGUCGCUAGUUGUUCCCUCUCAACAAGCAUACCUGAAGCUGGCUCUCGAGGUCUACAAUCGACUACCACCAAUCGAAGAAAGUCGCUCACCAGCUGCAAGCGACGCCGCGAUUACGUUGGCAAAGGCGGAAAAUCCUGUCCAUCUCCAACUUGCCUCGACUUUUGCUUCUCCACUAUCGAACAAUGGUGAUUAUCUUCACCUUGCAUACUCAGCCACGCCCGAUGGCCGGUGGAUUACGGCGGCAUGGGCAGAUGAACUAGGAUAUGUAUCUCUCAGCAUGUCCUACUGCACGCGCUGUAAGGACUCUAUCCAGGGUCGACCGCGACAAGAGGUCUUUAGGGAAAUGUGGCUCGUGUCUCAUGAUCUGAUGAGCAAAAACAGAAGACUAUGGCGCCUUGGAAUCAUAAAACAUGGCUUCUAUGCCCCUGCGGAGCUUCAGGAGUGGCGUCAGAUAUUUGAGAGCGCCACAGCAGUCCAGAAAAGGUGUUCGCCCAUGCUCCUCGCAGCGAGUCCUGAACCGGAGCUGAAGGUCUUCCCACAUACGGUCGCUGGCAAGUUGGUGCAGGCAGGGCAAAACAUCUUUGGCACUCCUGUAUCAACCCCACAAGCAGGAGUGACGUCGCCUGAUCAACAUAUCCCGGCGACGCCUACUCCUAGUGGUUCUGCCCUGAUCAACGCUCCAACUCCUCCAGAGCCUAGUUUGGAUCCCAACGUCGAAGUUGACUUAACUCUACUCGAUCCUGCCGAGGAGAGCUGGGGAAUCCUCCUACCCUAUGGACUGAAUCAAUCAAAGAGCAUUAUGGACAUAAGACCAGCUCUAGUGAGCGCGGUAUUGCUAAAGCGAAGAGGCGCAAAGGUUGAAGAGGGCUUCAUUUCCCUCGAAGUUAGUCUUGUGUAUUUGCCGCCUCCAGUAUCGGGUGGGCUAGGUCAGGCCGCGCCGGACGAUUUGUUGGAGGACAUCAUCAAGCAAUACCGUGGUCUUUUGACGCUGGGUGUGUCGCGAGGGUGUGUCGAUCCGUCGAAGGAAACUCUCCCAUGGCAUAUCGCAACUGUUGUCCGAGGAAGCAAAGCCCUUGCGGAGGCUAUGUAA
This is a messenger RNA of Exophiala spinifera, 4149 nucleotides long. RefSeq lists its product as uncharacterized. The transcript is spliced from 2 exons. Gene Ontology annotation, molecular function: transcription coregulator activity. Gene Ontology annotation, cellular component: mediator complex. The coding region runs from base 1 to 4149 and encodes 1382 amino acids. The record is from RefSeq and is a predicted model, not a curated record. NCBI's taxonomy places the organism in Eukaryota, Fungi, Ascomycota, Eurotiomycetes, Chaetothyriales, Herpotrichiellaceae. Gene Ontology annotation, biological process: regulation of transcription by RNA polymerase II.